UCGGAUCUCGCCCUGGCUCUGGUUAAGCAUCUGCCUUUAAAAAUUGAUAGACCAGUGUAACCACUUCUGUAUGACAUAGUAAGUGUGUGUGUGUGUGUGUGUGUGUGUGUGCUUAAAUGAGUGGCAGAGCAGAAAUAGGGCAGUUCCAUUUUAGUCACUGAUGAGUCUUUUCAGGACUUACCUACUGGGGUUUGUAGAUGCAGCAACAAAAAAAAAGAAUAUAAACACACAAAAUUAGAUUAACACCAAGUGAGUCAUGCUGAAAUAAUUAACUUUGCAAGUAAUAUUUGGCCUUAAAGUUGCAUCCAGACUACAUCCGAUUGCACACUGUACUUAAAAGCAGAUACUGGAAAUGGUGUAAACUCUUUUCAGUUAUAAGUGUGUGUCCGUGUAUGCUUAUAAAGUGUGUGUGGAUAGAAAGCAGGUCCCUACUGUGUAUCACUCGUCUAUUUAUAGUGAGAACAAAUCCCAGAUAUGAAAGGAAUCCUUCUGCCACUUAGAGGCAGCGAGAAAGGGAGAGGGCGGAGAGAAGACGAAAAAGACACGAAAGAGAUGGAGAAUAGACCAAGUACAAAGUGAACUUAUGUACUAGUGUUGUUGCAUCAACAGGUCAGUGGACUUACCGGGGGCGAUUAUGUCCAAGCCUUCGUCCAACGUUAAGGCCCUUCAGGCUAAUCUGAACAUCCCGAUGGGGGCUCUGCGUCCUGGGGCGGGUCAUCCUGUCAGGAGGAGAGAGGAGACAGCAGACACAGAAGAGGCUCCUUCACCAGACCAGCCCCAGGCAGCGGCUCAGACGCCCGAGGAGAAGAAGACGUUGCCGGGUGCAGUGAAGCUCCCGGGGCCGGCUGUCAAUCUGUCAGAACUGCAGAACGUCAAGAGCGAACUACGAUGGGUCACAAAGGAUUAAUGUGAUCCCCAGCCGGGCGCAUGAGAAGAAGGUAGAUAAUCUUCAUAAACACAGACUCGACCACUGCCACUGAAGACUGACAAUCCAAACUACAAUCCAACACUUCCACAGAGUCAAGUGAAGCCGAGCUGUGCAGAAAACGUUCAGCGUGCACACUUGAACACCAAGAUGCUGGCAUCCGUAAACUCCGUCAUAAUCAGGACUCUUACAUUUUGAAACACUCAAACUUACCGUGUUAGUUCAUAUUGUUAAAUUUGUGUAAAACUGAUCUGAAUUUCUGCAACAAACUCCAUUUUUUUUAAGAUUAAAAGAAAAUAAGAUACGCAGCAAUGAACGGGAUAUUCUUUAUUUUUCUUAUUUUGAGAUGUUGUAAAUCACAUAAUGCACAGCUGUCAAACAUGUGGCCCGGGGGCCAAAUCCGGCCCGCCAAAGAGUUCAGUCCGGCCCCUGAAU
Molecule: messenger RNA, 1360 nt
Organism: Sphaeramia orbicularis (orbiculate cardinalfish)
Lineage: Eukaryota; Metazoa; Chordata; Actinopteri; Kurtiformes; Apogonidae
Gene: smpx
Product: small muscle protein X-linked
Exons: 5
Coding region: 635-907 (90 amino acids)
Cellular component (GO): muscle tendon junction; costamere; M band
Source: RefSeq, a predicted model, not a curated record